Messenger RNA from Jatropha curcas, 556 nucleotides. RefSeq names its product nuclear factor Y, subunit C13 (gene NF-YC13). Lineage: Eukaryota; Viridiplantae; Streptophyta; Magnoliopsida; Malpighiales; Euphorbiaceae. Gene Ontology annotation, biological process: regulation of DNA-templated transcription. Gene Ontology annotation, molecular function: protein heterodimerization activity; transcription cis-regulatory region binding. The record is from RefSeq and is a predicted model, not a curated record. Gene Ontology annotation, cellular component: nucleus.
UCUCAGAGGACAACCCUUCAAUUUGCCAAUCAAAAUCAUCAAUGGCCGAAGAAGAGAACGUAGAAAAGACGAUCCGACCUCAAUUUCCAACUGGACGGGUCAAGAAAAUCGUGAAACUGGACAAAGACAUCAAUAAGGUCACAUCAGAAGCUUUCUUCCUCAUCUCUAGUUCUGUUGAGCUAUUUCUUCGCUUUAUUGCCGAGAAAUCGACAGAAGUAGCGGUCGAGAAGAAGCGAAAGACUGUGAAACUCGACCACAUCAGAACCGCUGUUAAAAGGCAUCAGCCAACCAGCGAUUUCCUUCUUGACUCGCUUCCUUUGCCAACUCAGUCUGAUAAGCCUGUGGCUAAGAAGAAGACACAUUCAGGUCCCGUGGCCGAUAAACCUGUCCCCUCUGGUACUCGCCGAAUCGACGACUUCUUUUCCAAAUCGCCAAAUGAAGAUCCGGUUCAGAUAAAUAAUUGCUAGACGUAUUUUAUUUUACCUUUAAUUAAUUGGAUAGAUUGUACCAGAAGAUAUUUUAGUUUUAUAAUAAAACGAAUUUAUAUUUUGUUUUA